UUCGAACAACAGUAGCAGUCUUUAGGUAUUGGUUGCGAUCGUAAGAUCUUCACUAAUCCGUGGACAGUUUCAGAUUUCCUUAGUUGACGAAUAGCUGCAGAAGAAACAAAAUGAAAAUCGCCAUUGUCUUACUGGCCAUCAUUGGCCUGGUAGCGGCCGGCACCCUUCCCAAGAAGGCUACCAAAUAUGCCGAUAAAGAUUUUCUGGCCAAGCAGAAGUUCCUCUUCGAGAUUGUGUAUCGUGUGGAGGACCCAUUGAUGUUUGAGGAAUACAUCAAGUUGGGCAAGUCCUUCGUAUUCCACAAGGAUGACUAUGUUUUCCCUGAAAAAUAUGAUGGCUACAUGGAGAAAUACUACAAGGCUUACAAGUAUGGCGUGACUUUGCCCAAGGGAGAAUUCUUUGGUGCCUUGUCCUAUACCCACUUCGAGCAAAUGUAUGGCUUGUUUGAAUUCUUCUACUAUGCCAAGACUUGGGAAAUCUUCCAACGCAAUGUGUGCUGGGCCCGUUUGUAUGCCAACGAAGGCAUGUUUGUCCAAGCAUUGACAUUGGCUGUUAUCCACCGUGAUGAUUUCGUUGGUUUGAUGUUGCCCACCAUCUACGAAAUCUUCCCUCAAUACUUCUUCAACAGCAAAUUCAUCUACGAAGCUGAGAAAUUCGACUUUGACGUUUGGAGCAAAUACGUUAUGUACGAAAAGGAAUACAAAGACUUCAUGUACAAGGACUACUCCAAAUACUUCAAGGAAUUCGACAACUACGAAUACUUCUACACCAAGGACUUCAAGAUGUGGCAAUGGUGGAAACUCAUGGGUAUGGGUGAGCACUGGUACAGUGUUGAUAAGUUCUUGAUGCGCGACAACAUGUUUAUGUUCAGCAAGGACUCUAAAUAUUUGGAAAUGAUGCACGAUGUUAAGAUGUUCUACAUGCCAGUUGAUUAUACUCGUGAUGUGUACUUCUUCAACAAGGAAUCCGAAUUGUCGUACUUUACCGAGGAUUUGGAGUGGAAUGCCUUCUGGUACUACUUCAAUAUGGACUAUGCUCCCUACUUGGAUGGCAAAUAUUUCGGUUUGAACAAGGAUCGUCGUGGUGAAUACUACUUCUACGUUGUCCGCCAAAUGCUUGCUCGUUACUACAUGGAACGCAUGUCUCAUGGCUAUGGUGAAAUCCCAGAAUUCACCUUCUUCAAUGAAAUCGAAUAUGGUUACGAUCCUCAAUUGGUGGACUACCGCGGUGUGGGUUACUCUUACCGCAAGAACUAUUACGAAUAUGUGACCUACGGCAACUUUGAAUACGUCUACAAGAUGCUUGCUUUCUUCAAGCGUGUUGAAACCAUCAUCACUGAGGGAUACUACACAACCUAUGACGGCAAGAAGAUCGACAUGCGCAAACCUGAAGCCAUUGAAUACCUCGGCGAUAUGAUGCAGGGCAAUGUUGAUGCCUACGAUAAGUACUUCGCCACUUUCUGGUACAUGUAUGCCCAUAUGUUCAUUUCUCAUGUCGAAGAGGAUGACUACUACUUCCAUCCCAAUGUAUUUAUGAACUACGAAACCAUGAUGCGCGAUCCUUUGUUCUACAUGUUCUACAAGAAGGUCUCCGAUGUCUUCUAUCAGUUCUACGAAUACAUUGAUCCCUACACCUAUGAAGAACUGUACUUCCCAGGAGUGACCUUCGAGAGUGUUGAGAUCAGUGACUUGGUAACCUACUUCGAUUUGUACGAUUUCGAUGUCACCAACUUGUUGAACGACAAGAUGACCUUCGUCGAUGGUGAAUUCGUUUGGGACAAGACUCUGUUGGCUCGUCAAAUGCGUCUAAACCACAAAGCCUUCGAGUUCGACUACAGCAUCAAGUCCGACAAGGAUCAAAAGGUUGUCAUUCGUGCCUUCUUGGGUCCCAAAUAUGAUGAAUACGGCCGCGUGAUCUCAUUGAAUGAAAAUCGCGAAAACUUCUUCGAAAUCGAUGAAUUCUACUAUGACCUUAAGGCUGGUGUCAACACCUUCAAGCGCAGCUCCAAGGACUUCUAUUGGACCACAGAUGACCGCACCACCUACACUGAGAUGUACAAGUUCGUCAUGAUGGCCUACGAAGGCAAAUAUGAAUUCCCCAUGGAUUACUCUGAGCCCCACUGUGGCUUCCCCGAUCGUUUGGUCUUGCCUAAGGGCUGGGCUAAGGGUAUGCCCAUGCAAUUCGCCUUCUACGUCUAUCCCUUCAAGGCCUCUUACGAGCCCUACUCUUAUGACUACAACUACACUUGCGGCAUCGGCUCUGGUGUCCGUCACAUCGAUGAAAUGCCUUUCGGUUAUCCUUUCGAUCGUGAAAUCAAUGAAUUUGAAUUCUUUGUACCCAACAUGUACUUCAAGGAUGUCAAGAUCUACCAUCAAGAUACCUUCGAAAAAUACUACGGACAUGAGUACGAACAUUUCGGUUCAUUCGAUUACGGUUACUACUACAACUAUUAAUUGGUUAAACAAGUUAUGUGAUUUAGUUAAAAAAUACUUUUGAAGCAAAGAAACGAAAUAAAAUAAAAAAUAAAAAAAAAAUAUCUAAAAAUAAAA
Messenger RNA from Musca domestica (house fly), 2549 nucleotides. Its product is annotated as arylphorin subunit C223. NCBI's taxonomy places the organism in Eukaryota, Metazoa, Arthropoda, Insecta, Diptera, Muscidae. The record is from RefSeq and is a predicted model, not a curated record. The transcript has 2 exons. Bases 111 to 2453 code for a protein of 780 amino acids.